This is a messenger RNA of Pimephales promelas (fathead minnow), 1992 nucleotides long. It is a transcript of the gene ddo, whose product is annotated as D-aspartate oxidase. Gene Ontology annotation, cellular component: cytoplasm. Lineage: Eukaryota; Metazoa; Chordata; Actinopteri; Cypriniformes; Leuciscidae. The record is from RefSeq and is a predicted model, not a curated record. Gene Ontology annotation, biological process: L-aspartate catabolic process; D-amino acid catabolic process. Gene Ontology annotation, molecular function: FAD binding; D-aspartate oxidase activity.
GCUAGAAUUGUGACGUGGUAACCAUUUAUAACGCGCAAUUGAUUUCAUGUAAUCUUUUUAUAUAGAUUGUAAGAGCAGAUUUAUAUCUGCUAGUGCAGAUUGCUACAUUCAUUUAAAAUAUUUUCCGUCCUGGGAUUUGAACGUCCGUCUAUGGUCUGUGGGCCUCGAGUCGCCCCCUAGAGGAACAGAACAUUUGUUACCCAGUGUUUUGUGUUGUGUUUGCAAACAGCGCCUCUGUUCACUGAUGGUGAAGCAUUACACACACAGACAAAAAGAGCUUUUAUUUAUAACGGAAGGACUGAAAGGUUAACUGUACAUAAUGUUGUUCCUUUAGGGUCAUAGUUUAGGGUUAGCAGUCAAACCCAGUUGUACUCUGUUACAUAUUCGCAUCUGCGCUUCCGCAUCCCCUCAAAAUAAGAGAACUAAAACUCCAUUUCCCACGAUGCGUUUUAAAUAGGACAAUCACAGUCUCGUCCAGAGUGUGUAACGUAAUAAUCACAGACUCUGUUUGUUACCGCUGGAUCAGAAGGCUGGAGGCCUAUAUGCUGAUUUAUUAAUGGAAAUGAUUGCAGUACAUCACCGAUCAGUAUGUGCAAAGGUGCAAAGGAUCUGUUCUGUAUCUUCUAUUUGAGCUGAGAAUGCAGCGUGUGAAAGUGCUGGUUGUCGGAGCAGGUGUGGUGGGUCUAUCCUCGGCAGUGUGUAUCGCUGAGACGCUUCCACACUGUUCUGUAACUGUUGUUGCCGAGAAGUUCUCGCCUGACACCACCAGUGAUGGAGCCGCUGGAAUCUUCCUACCUACUGAGUUUCCUGACAUCCCUCGUGAACGGCAACGGCGUUGGUUCAAGGAGUCAUUUGAUCAUCUUCUGGCCAUCGCAGAUUCCCCACAGGCCGGAGAAGCUGGCGUGUACUUGAGCUCCGGGUACCACAUUUUCAAGGAUGUACCCAACGACAAAAAACCCUACUGGGCAGAUGUGGUGUUAGGAUUCAGAUACAUGACGGAUCAUGAAAUGAAGCGUUUCCCUAAUCAUAAGUUUGGACAAGCGUUCACCACAUUAAAGUGUGAAUGUUGGAGAUACUUGCCAUGGAUGGAAAAAAGGCUUAGAGCAGUUGGAGGUCAGAUCCUUCAUGAAAAGGUGACUGAUCUUCAUAAACUGGCCCUGAACUACGAUGCCAUCAUUAACUGCUCAGGUGUCGGCUCACGCUUUUUGGCGAAGGAUGAGGAGGUCUAUCCAGUUCGAGGUCAAAUAUUGAAGAUUAACGCCCCUUGGCUGAAGAACUUCCUAAGAGAUGGAGAUGGCAUGACCUACAUCUACCCUGGAAUGACACACGUCAACAUCGGAGGCACGCGGCAGGUGGGCGACUGGUGUAUGGAGGUGAAUAAAGAGGACAGCGAGGGGAUCCUAGAGCGCUGCUGUCGACUGGAACCGUCCCUGCGAGCAUGUCAGGUGAUGGAGGAGUGGGUGGGACUGCGGCCAGGCAGGGCUAACCUGCGGGUGGAGCGCGAAUACCUGUCCGUACUGGGCCACCAGGUGCCUCUGGUGCACAACUACGGUCAUGGAGGCUGUGGGGUUACUCUGAGCUGGGGGACGGCACUGGACGCGCUCGAUCUGCUGAGACAGAGUCUGUACGAAAAACCACCUCUAGCCAGACUGUGAAUCUAAUAUUGAAGUUUAAGACUUCAUACUGAUACUGAUAUCCAUGUGUCAUAUGAUUUCCAUACUGAUAGCUAUGCUUUUGUGCACGAGAAAUAGCACUUUCAUGUUAAUAAUAAAUAAAUCAUGAAUGUAAUUUAGGCCUUUAAACCUAAUGUAAUUUUACUUUGACUUUUAGUUCUUGAAGAUAAAUUAUGUAAAUUGUUCCAUGUUGAAAUAUAUUUUUUAAUAUGCCAGUUUUAAAUUCUGAGUGAGUGUUUGAAAAUCGCCUUUAACUACUUUAUACAUGAACAAAUUGUCAGAGUGACGCUAAAUAUUUUAAUGAAGAAUAUUGUCUUAA